GCACACGGUCCACAGCGAUCUCCCUGGGUGCCUCAUGUCGCGUAGUGGAUCCGGCCCUGAGCAGCGCCCGCAGGCGUCAGAGGCGGACGCCAUAGAAACCACCUUCCGGGCGAGCGAGCAUCAGCAUAUUCGCUACAACCCGCUGCAAGAUGAGUGGGUGCUGGUGUCAGCUCACCGCAUGAAGCGGCCCUGGCAGGGUCAAGUGGAGCCCCCAAUUCUGGAGACAGUGCCGCGCCAUGACUCCCACAACCCUCUGUGCCCUGGAGCCACCAGAGCCAACGGUGAGGUGAACCCCCACUACGAUGGCACUUUCCUGUUUGACAAUGACUUCCCAGCGCUGCAGCCUGAUGCCCCCAAUCCAGGACUCAGUGAUCACCCUCUCUUCCAAGCAGAGGCCGCCCAAGGAGUUUGUAAGGUCAUGUGCUUCCACCCCUGGUCGGAUGUCACUCUGCCACUCAUGUCAGUUCCUGAGAUCCGCACUGUCGUCGAUGCCUGGGCCUCUGUCACUGAGGAGUUGGGUGCCCAGUACCCUUGGGUGCAGAUCUUUGAGAACAAAGGUGCCAUGAUGGGCUGCUCCAAUCCCCACCCCCAUUGCCAGGUGUGGGCCAGCAGUUUCCUGCCAGAUAUUGCCCAGCGAGAGGAACGAUCCCAGCAGGCCUAUCAGAGUCAGCAUGGGGAGCCUCUGCUGAUGGAGUAUGGCCGCCAGGAACUACUCAGGAAGGAACGUCUGGUUCUGACCAGUGAGCACUGGCUGGUGCUGGUUCCCUUCUGGGCAGUGUGGCCCUUCCAGACACUGCUGCUACCUCGUCGGCAUGUGCGUCGGCUGCCUGAGCUGACCCCUGCAGAGCGUGAUGAUCUAGCCUCCAUCAUGAAGAAGCUCUUGACCAAGUACGACAACCUGUUUGAAACGUCCUUUCCCUAUUCCAUGGGCUGGCACGGGGCACCCACGGGAUCAGAGGCGAAGGCCGACUGGGAUCACUGGCAACUGCACGCCCAUUACUACCCUCCACUCCUGCGCUCUGCCACUGUCCGGAAAUUCAUGGUCGGCUACGAAAUGCUGGCUCAAGCUCAAAGGGACCUAACCCCUGAGCAGGCUGCGGAGAGACUGAGAGCACUUCCUGAAGUCCAUUACCGCUUAGGACAGAAGGACCGGGAAACAGCAGCUAGUUCCUGACCCCAGAGCCCUGACUCUUACCUAAGGGCAUUAGAACCUGGGGAUUGGGCAGCUGGAGGGUCAAUAAAAUGCUUCUCAACCUUU
Molecule: messenger RNA, 1258 nt
Organism: Echinops telfairi (small Madagascar hedgehog)
Lineage: Eukaryota; Metazoa; Chordata; Mammalia; Afrosoricida; Tenrecidae
Gene: GALT
Product: galactose-1-phosphate uridylyltransferase
Exons: 11
Coding region: 35-1174 (379 amino acids)
Biological process (GO): beta-D-galactose catabolic process via UDP-galactose, Leloir pathway
Cellular component (GO): cytoplasm
Molecular function (GO): UDP-glucose:hexose-1-phosphate uridylyltransferase activity; zinc ion binding
Source: RefSeq, a predicted model, not a curated record